Saxophila tyrrhenica is the source of this 663-nucleotide messenger RNA. RefSeq names its product ndufs4 NADH dehydrogenase Fe-S protein subunit (gene NdufS4). The record is from RefSeq and is a predicted model, not a curated record. Gene Ontology annotation, biological process: electron transport chain. NCBI's taxonomy places the organism in Eukaryota, Fungi, Ascomycota, Dothideomycetes, Mycosphaerellales, Extremaceae. The coding region runs from base 1 to 663 and encodes 220 amino acids. The transcript has 3 exons.
AUGGCGUCGCUACACAAAGUUGCGGCUCACACGAUGCGGACAGCGGCUCGGCCAACACUCUCACGACGAGUUCCAGCAUUGUGCCGUCACCAGACCGGCGCCGCCGCCGAUGUCCCCGAGCCACCUAUCCCAAUGACCGGCAUUAUAGCGAGAGCUCCGAGCAGCCAAGCGGUCCAAACACCGAGCGCGUCGAUGAUAAGAGACAACCCAGACUACAAUGUGGCGGUGGACUACAGGACGUCCAACUUCUCCCCGAUCCCUGCGAGAGUAAUGGAUGGCAGUGAGCCGGGAGAGACCACACCCGCAGCGGUGCUUUCAGGUGCGCCGGUGGAGCUCCAGGCCCGUACUGUUCGCAUCUACCGCCCCGCCAAACCCGCCACGCAAUCCGGGGACUGGCAUCACCAACACUGGCGCAUGGACUGGGAUGUUAUGUCGAAAGGCCACCGCUGGGAGAACCCACUCAUGGGCUGGCAAUCCAGCGCAGACUUCAUGCAGGGCACCCAUCUCAACUUCAAGAGCAGGGAUGACGCGAUCAUGUUCGCGAACAAGCAGGGCUACGAGUACUUUGUGCAGGAGCCGAACGAGAGGCGGAUAAUACCCAAGGCGUAUGCGAAUCAGUUUGUGCAUCAGCCGAAGAAGUUGAAGCAGAUCAGGACGAAGUAG